This is a messenger RNA of Malus domestica (apple), 1758 nucleotides long. The record is from RefSeq and is a predicted model, not a curated record. Lineage: Eukaryota; Viridiplantae; Streptophyta; Magnoliopsida; Rosales; Rosaceae.
AUGGAGACACAAUUGGGACAGAUUGCUGAUGCCUUGAACCAAAGAGAGGUUGGAAAGUUUCCAAGCCAACCCGUGAUACUCCAAAGGAACCAAGAGCAAGCUAAAGCAAUCACUACACUUAGAAAUGGUAAGGUUAUCAAUAAUAGAGUUGGCAAUGAAGUUACUAAUGAAUUUGAUCAUGUGAAUGCAGGGGUUACUCAAGGAGAAAAUGAGAAACCAAAUGAGGAACCAAGCCAUGCUAAUUCCUCAUUUGAAGCACCAAAUCUUCACAAGGCCGAGAAACCUUACACUCCACCAAUACCAUUCCCUGGAAGACUUGCCAAGAGCAAGCAGGAUAAGUCAUUUAAGGAAAUUUUUGAUAUUCUAAGUAAGGUGAAUGUUAACUUACCCUUGCUUGAUGUCAUUAGGAACAUGCCAGCUUAUGGGAAGUUCUUCAAAGAGUUAAACAACUACAAAAGGAAGUAUGGACCACAUGAGAAGGUAGUGGUGUCUGAGAAUGUAAGUGCAGUGUUGCAAAGAAAACUCCCACCAAAGCUCAAGGAUCCAGGAAGUUUCUCUAUCAACAUCACCAUAGGGGACAAGAAAGUAGAGAAGGCAAUGCUUGAUUUGGGUGCUAGCAUCAAUUUAAUGCCCUAUUCCGUGUACCUUCAACUAGGUUUGGGGGAAUUGAAGGCCACCACCAUUUCAUUACAACUUGCGGACAGAUCCGUGAAGUAUCCAAGAGGUAUAGUAGAGGAUAUUCUAGUUCAAAUUGAUAAACUAAUCUUGCCUGCGGAUUUUGUAGUGUUGGACAUGGAAGAAGCUCCUAUACAUGACCGAGAGUUGCCUAUUUUGCUUGGAAGACCAUUCAUGGCCACGGCUAAGACCAUCAUUGAUGUGCAAAAUGGACUCCUCACUAUGACAGUGCUAGGAGAGACCGUGCAAUUUAAAGUGUUUGAGUCUCUUUCUCAUCCUUCUUCAUCUCUUGAGUGCUAUGCCAUUGAUGUGCUUGAUUCAAUUGUUUUCUCUAAGUUCUUGCAGGCACAAUCUAGUGAACCAUUACAAACUGUUUUGACUCAAUCUCAAGAUGAGUUUGAUGAAGAAGAUGCACUCAUGGAAGUGGUAGCUACCUUGGAAGCAUUGGCACCGUAUCCUUUAAAUGUUUCACCUCUUGUUGAGCAUUUAGAAUCAUCUAGGUCACAUUUAAUACCUUCCAUUGUUAAGGCACCAAAACUUGAACUUAAACCACUUCCACCACAUCUUAAAUAUGCAUAUCUAGCUGAAUUUGAAACUCUUCCUGUUAUCAUAGCUUCUGACCUGAAUCCAAAUGAAGAAGAUAAACUAAUGAGAGUGUUAAAAGAGUCCAAAUCAGCUAUUGGGUGGUCUAUUGCAGAUAUCAAGGGAAUAAGCCCUACUAUGUGCAUGCAUAGGAUUCUUUUGGAGGAUGGAUCAAAGUCAACCCGUGAGCCACAAAGAAGGCUCAAUCCACACAUGAAGGAAGUGGUGAGGAGUGAAGUGUUGAAGUUGUUAGAUGUGGGAAUCAUAUAUCCCAUUUCGGAUAGCAAAUGGGUGAGUGCUAUUCAGGUGGUACCCAAGAAGGUGGGAAUCACAGUGAUGACAAAUGAAAACAAAGAGCUUGUGCCCACAAAGCCCACAGCUAGUUGGCGUGUUUUCACCGACUACAGGAAGUUGAAUUCUAGCACUAGAAAAGAUUACUUUCCUAUGCCUUUUAUAGAUCAAAUGCUUGAGAGAUUGGCAGGUGUUUGGUUCUUCUUUUGA